AACAAAUCCUUUUUCAGUUCUCACUCUCUAGUCUCUACCCUUUCUUUUAUCCCCCACCCUCCCAACAAAUAUUUUUUGUCUCUUUCCUAAUAUCCCCACCCUCCGAAGUCUCCUCAGCACCUGCUAAAUCCAAGAUACCAAUAUUCCACCCAUACUACCAGACAAGGACAACUCAAAAUGUCCUCGGAAACCGGUGACCCACGGCCGGCGAGGCUGUCAACCAUGGCAACGAGGCCAUCGGAGCCUGAGCACCUCCCAUGCCCCCGGUGCGACUCCACCAACACCAAGUUCUGUUACUACAACAACUACAACCUCUCUCAGCCCCGCCACUUCUGCAAAUCUUGCCGCCGUUACUGGACUCGCGGCGGAACCCUCCGCAACGUCCCCGUCGGCGGUGGCUCCCGCAAGUCUUCUUCCUCAUCCUCCUCCUCUAGCUCCUCUUCCAACAAACGUCCCCGCACCACAUCCGGCACUAACAGUCCAACCGCCACCACUCCCACUGCGUCGUCUUCUUCUGAUAGUAUGGCCCAGGCCCACCAUCAUGAGCCGCCCCUGCAUGCGAACCCGGUAGCCAUGCUUCCCCAAAUGGGCUUAAUGGGCUGCGAGGUGAACCUGAAUGAGGCCGUCCCAGAGGCUUCCAGCUUCAGUACUCUGCUGACCACCACGCCGGGCAACAUGUUUCCAUUUGGAGGUGGAUACGGGCUCGGGCCGGGCCUGCAUGGUUUGGGAUUCGGGCUUGGGGGGAUGGACUGGCCCAUGGAGUCAGUCGUAGCUGGUCAAGGGAAUGGCGGCGGCGUGGGCGGAGCUGGAGUUGGAGUGGGAGGAGGGGAUGGGAUAAGUGAUGGUUCGGGCGCAGGGGGUUCUUCUUCAUCAGGAUGUAACAACACGUGGCAGAUGGGCAGUGGGGUUGAAGGCGGUUUAGCGGAGGGUGAUUGCUUUGGUUGGCCGGACCUGGCAAUAUCAAUGCCAGGCAAGGGUCUCAAGUGAAAAGUAAACCACUUACUUUGUUUAGUCUUUCGAGAGAAUGGACAAAAGAUAGGCUUUUUGUUGUAUUUUGUUUUUUUUCGGCCUUGGAGGAUCGAGUGGACUUACUUUUUGUUACUUGGCUUGUCGGUUCUUCUCCUCUCUCUCUCUCAGUAUGGCUUUUUUGUUUGCGCCUUUGCGGUAGCUUAUGUAGCCUAGGAAUACACGUACUGAUUACUUAGUGCUCCGGUAGUUAAAUAUGUACUAUUAGUAUAUGAUCUGCCUAUAUGGAUUUGAUGAUGAUCAGGAUUUUGGCAUUCGGCAAGCCACACAUUUCUGUCUUGGGCUUUGCUUUGUUUGAUAUAUUAACAAAAGGGUUUCUUGUA
Molecule: messenger RNA, 1349 nt
Organism: Coffea eugenioides
Lineage: Eukaryota; Viridiplantae; Streptophyta; Magnoliopsida; Gentianales; Rubiaceae
Product: dof zinc finger protein DOF3.4
Exons: 1
Coding region: 178-987 (269 amino acids)
Biological process (GO): regulation of DNA-templated transcription
Molecular function (GO): DNA-binding transcription factor activity; DNA binding
Source: RefSeq, a predicted model, not a curated record